Molecule: messenger RNA, 4800 nt
Organism: Xenopus tropicalis (tropical clawed frog)
Lineage: Eukaryota; Metazoa; Chordata; Amphibia; Anura; Pipidae
Gene: ovos5b
Product: ovostatin 5B
Exons: 36
Coding region: 186-4580 (1464 amino acids)
Cellular component (GO): extracellular region
Molecular function (GO): endopeptidase inhibitor activity
Source: RefSeq, a predicted model, not a curated record
CUCUCCCUGGCCAUUUAGUUGGCACUGGAGGGAGCAGUUGGGUUUUGUUAUCGCUCGGAGCAGGAUUUGGCUCCCGGCAGCUCCUGACUGACUGGCGGCCCCGCCCCCCCGGCAGGUGAAUAAAGGCAGGAAGUGUGGGCAGGGCAGGUACAGUGUGUCAGGUACAGAGCUGAGGGGCAGCCGUGAUGCACAGUGUCCCAGUGUCUCCCAGGGGGGGGCUCCUCCUGUGCCUUCUGGGCAUCAUCGCUGGAGGGGCAGCUAAGCAGCAGUAUGCUUUUUCCAUACCUGCCCUGCUGAAGAGCGGAGAGAGCGCAACUGCGUGCAUCAACUUUAUCGAUCUGACCGAAUCCAUGAGCCUUAAAGUUAUCGUUGAAGUCAGUGGAGUCAACACCACCAUCUUUACUGAUAAGUUAACAGGAAAAGAAGUCUUCAAGUGCAAAAGUUUCAAGGUGCCCGAUGUUAAGACAGCAAGCCCUGUAUUCAUUACUAUGGAGGCUACAGGCAAGACUUCCACCAUAGUGGAGCGUAGACCUGUGGUGAUUGACAAAAUGGAAAACAUCAACCUCAUUCAGCUGGACAAACCCAUAUACAAGAGAGCACAAAAAGUGAUGGCUCGUGUCCUUUCACUAAGUCCCAACCUGCGGCCGGUGCCCGAGACGUAUACGCUAAUCUAUUUAACGGACCCUUAUGGAAGUCGAAUGAGACAAUGGGAGGAUGUCACGUCUGUGAGAGGCGUUGCGGCUUUUGAAUUCGGGCUGCUGAAUGAUGCAUCUUUAGGGACGUACACCAUUACCGCUCAGAAGAAAUCGGGUGGUUCCAUUAGCCAGGUUUUUGAGGUAGCGGAGUACGUGUUGCCUAGAUUAAGUAUGACAUUGGAAGCUCCCAAAACUGUAUCAAUCCAGGACCACACCGUACCUAUCAGUGCUAAUGCCAAAUAUACAUAUGGCCAGGGAGUCCCAGGGAAAAUCAGUGGCAAGCUUUGCAGACAAUAUAGUUCUUAUUAUCCUGGAAACAACUGCAAUAGGAAUCCAGAAGGCAUCUGCAGUCAUAUUACAGGGCAGAUGUCUUCAGAUGGGAAUUUCAGCCAAAAUAUUGACUUGAGCCAGUUCCAGCUAGAUCGGGGUGGAUUUUCAAUGAACCUUAACCUUGAUGUAACUGUGACCGAGGAGGGGACAGGAGUCCAGGUGAAAGAAUCAAGAUCCAUCUCUGUAACCAGCCAAGUAGCCCAGGUUACUUUUGAUAAUGAAGUUAUGCGGCCCUUCUACAAACCGGGGAUUCCAUAUCCUGUUUCAAUGACAUUGGUUAAUUCUAUUGGAAAACCAAUUAAGAAUGAAAAAAUUGAGCUGCUCGUGGCUGGGAAUUCUGUCCAGAAUCUAACCACAGACCAGUCUGGCAAAGCCACAUAUGAGAUCGACACCUCCAAAUAUGAACAAACUCAAUUGGAUAUUCAGGCCAAUUACAAGAACACUGAGACAUGUGCCGAUUCCAACUGGGUGGUGCCCAGUUACUCCAAUGCUUACUACUCGGCGGGGAGGUUCUACUCCCGUACGGGAAGCUACGUGCAAAUGAACGCUCCCAAACAAGAACUGAGCUGUGGGAAGGUUCAAAGCAUGAAGGUGCAUUACUCCCUGAGCAAAGAGGGCCUAGGGGAGAAAGUCAACACAGUCUCUUUCUACCAUUUGGUGAUGUCAAAAGUCAAGAUCGUAGACAGCGGCAGCCACUCGGUGGAUGUGAGCAAAUCUCGGCGUGGUUCCUUCAGCUUUGAUAUUCCGGUGUCUUCAGAGUUGGCCCCCGGUGCUAAUGUCGUUGUGUACAGCUUAUUGGAUUCUGAAGUCAUUGAAGAAACUAUCCAUCUUAAUGUGGAAAACUGCUUUGAAAACCAAGUUUCCUUGAGUUUCUCUGAGGCGGAAGGAAUGCCGGGAUCAAACGUUAAGUUGAAGCUAAAAGCAGAUCCCAAAUCCAUGUGUGGACUCAAGAUUGUUGACUCCAGCACUCUCCUCCUCAGUCAGAAUGGACAACUCACACCAGAGGUGAUAUACAAUGCUCUGCGAUACCUCAGCCUCAAUGGAUAUUAUGUGGGACAAUAUAAUGUAGAGCCUCCAGCUCCUCCUUGUAUUGACCCCAACCAAAGAGUCAUGAUGAAUGGUUUAUUUUAUCAGCCAGUGAGCUUUCCAGGGGAAGGAUACACAUAUAAUGACUUCAAAAGUAUCGGCUUGAUAUUUGUGACCAAUGUAUCACUGCACAAACCAGAGGUGUGUGGGCAAAAUGUGUGGGGUGGAGGCAGACCUGUAUUUUUAAAUGCAGCGCGGCCGAUGGGUAUGGCAGAGCGAUUUACUUUUAUGGCAGAUGGAAUGGGUGCAGCAGGCGUCUCCUCAGCCAAGGCUGCACCUGUUGAAACCGUGAGAAAGUUCUUCCCCGAAGUCUGGAAAUUCGACUUUGCCACUGUUGACAAUACUGGUGCACUGACAGUCACAGAGAAGGUCCCAGACACCAUCACCCAAUGGCAAGGAUCUAUGUUCUGUAUGUCAGAAGAGAAAGGCAUUGGGUUGACCAAAUAUCCAUCCAACCUUACCUCCUACCUCCCUUUUUUUUUGGAGGUUUCAUUACCUUAUUCCUUUGUCAGAGGAGAAACUCUGGUCCUAACUGCAGUUGUGGCCAACUACUUGGAUAAAUACGUCAAGGUCGAAGCGACAAUGAAGCCUUCAGCAGAUUACACCGCCACUCUACAACAAGGGGAGCAGAACACAUGUUUGAGCCCAAGACAGAGGGCCUCCUUCUCUUGGAAUGUAAAUGCUAAAUCACUAGGAGCGAUAACUUUCACCAUGACAGCUAAAACCACCCACAUCGGAGCUUCAUGUAAAGGCCCUUCGGACAACUCCCAGUCACCUCGCAGUGAUACUGUCAUACAGAGCACCAUUGUAGAGGCGGAGGGUAUAGAGAAGGAAAUUACCUACAGUAACCUGGUCUGUGUGGAAGGGACAAAAUCUGUGAUUCCAAUCAACAUCACUCCUCCACCCAACAUGGUUGCGGAUUCCGCCCAGGGAUCAGUGACUGUUAUAGGGGACCUGUUGGGCCACGCUGUUAACAAUCCGGAUUCUCUGAUCCAGAUGCCCACGGGCUGUGGGGAACAGAACCUCGUUAAGCUGAUGCCAAUACCGGCGGUGCUGGCUUAUCUGAAUUGCAGCGGGCAGCUGACCAAGGAGAUGCAAGACAAAGCAGUGCAGUUCAUGCAAACUGGGUACAUAAGGCAGCUCGGUUACAAACGUUGGGACGGAACUUUCAGUGCUUUUGGACAAAGUGACCAUGAGGGAAGCUCCUGGUUGACAGCUCUGAUAUUUCACACUUUUGAACUAAUAAAGCCCUACACGUUGGUGGACCCAACAGUCCAGAAUCAGGCUCUACUCGCCCUACAAAGAAUGCAGGACCCAAAAACUGGGUGUUUCAAAGCCACUGGAACUCUCUUUCACAGUGGGCUAAAGGGCGGCGCCGAUAACGAAAUCAGCUUCACAGGCUAUGUUGCUGCAAUGCUUUGGAACACGCCUUACCCAGCAGCGCAAACCCUGCUGCAUGGAGCUUUCAGCUGUCUGGAUGAGGCUUCUAAGAGAGAGCAGUCACUGUAUAACCUGGUGCUCAUGUUCUACGCAUUUGCUGUAUCGGGAAAUAUGGAGAAGCGCAACUACAUUCUGGCACAGCUGAAGAGUAAGGCCAUUCACAAAGUUGGUACCACCCACUGGGAGCGACCUGACAAGCCAAAAGAGGAGACGUCCCCAUUCUUCUCUGCACCCUCCCCUUCAGCCGAGACGGAGAUAACCGGCUAUGCACUGCUGGGCAUGACAUAUGGGCCCGCCCCUUCUCAGGAUGAUAAAUCCUAUAUGGCUCAAAUAGCGCUAUGGUUCGCUCAGCAGCAGAAUUCACAAGGAGGAUACCGCUCAACCGCCGACACGGUGGUGGCUUUGCGCGCUCUCGCCAGGUAUAGUUGCCUUAUAUACAAGCCGGGGGCCACAAACCAAGUCAAGGUGACUUCAGGAAAUACAGUCAUUGCCAACUUCAACGUACAACCAAAUAACCGCCUUCUUGUCCAGAGGCAGCCUCUGCCGAAAGUACCUGGAAAUUAUGGAUUUGAGGUCGAGGGGAAAGGCUGCUGUUUGGUGCAGUGCUCUGUUCGGUACAAUGUGCCAGUGAUAAAAGGAGUCUCCGCCUUCUCUCUUUCUGUGCAGUCAGACCGUAAAAGCUGUGUGAAUGGAGUGGCCUAUACCAUUCCCAUAGCCAUGUCUGUAAGUUACCAUGGCAACAGGAAUCAAUCCAACAUGGCUGUUAUAAUGGCCAAGCUGUUGUCUGGAUACACAGUGGAAUAUCAGUCCCUGCAACAGCUAAGGCAGAAUGUUUCCAAAGUUGAGCAGAUGGAUAAUCGUCUGGUUAUAUAUCUGGAAUCUGUCUCUAGCAAGCCAAUUACCUUGUCCGUGACUCUAGAGAUGAGUAACAGAGUGCAGAACUUCCAGCCGCAGUUUGUUUAUGUCUUUGACUACUACGAAACAGGUGACAAUGGAGUUGCCGAGCUCAAACAUUCGUGCUCUGCAUAGCGCCCUCAGGAGAACCGGAUCCUGACGUUAUGAGGGAAACUGAUGAAGGAGACUGUUCCGUUGCCGGGUUACGGAGAUGUUGCGCUACAGAUAUUUGCCCGGCGCAACCACAUGCCACAGACUUUCAGGCCAAAAUGCGAAUGUUUCUAUUCUGAAAUCUUAUUUCUUAUUCCUCCUGUGCCAAAAUGCCAUCGCCAAUAAAUGCCGUCCGACAACUCCA